Bursaphelenchus okinawaensis is the source of this 2297-nucleotide messenger RNA. The record is from the annotation of a GenBank genome assembly. Lineage: Eukaryota; Metazoa; Nematoda; Chromadorea; Rhabditida; Aphelenchoididae.
AUGUCGAGCGAUGGCGGCGGCGAAGACCUGCGAUGUGCUGUAUGCAACGAUCGUACCACGGGUAAUCACUUUGGAGUAACUUCGUGCAGGUAUGUUGUAUUCACUUUAUAUUAUAUAAUACUACAUAUCAUAUUACGUUUAUUUACUACUUUAAUAUAUAUAUAUAUAUUUUUUUGUAAACACGGUCUACCUUACAUAUAUACGACUAUGUAGGAGUUUAAUGUAUUGUUAUUGUAAUUAUUGUUUAAUUUUAGGGCGUGCGCAGCGUUCUUUCGUCGUUCUACCGUGACCAAUCGCCGUUACAUUUGUCGAUUUGGCGACAGUUGUGAUAUUGGUAAAGGUAAGUGAUCAUUUCAUAAUUCUUUACGAUUUUUAGACCAUUUUUACCACAAUAAAAAUAUAUAAGUCCGCUUUUACUACAGCAAACAUAUCUUAUUCAUGUUAUUAUAUACAGCUAAUCUUACGUUUUCAGACAUUAGAUGUUGUUGCCGCGCCUGUCGUAUGAGGAAAUGUCGCGAGGUUGGGAUGCGACCUGACCUAGCUCGUGGUGCUCGCGACACCCCGACUGGUCCCGGCCAUGUACGAUCUUCUGAUUCCCUGGAUUCUUCUGAAAACAACUCACCUCAAGCUCCCGACCCGCAGAUCCCGUCUCUUUCCUUCAACCCUCCACCUACUACAACAUACGCUUCUCAGCCCACCACUUGGACUGUGCCAAUCAUACCGACCUCGAUGAAUGCCGUCUCCACCUCCAACAUUCAACUAGUCCCAACUGGUGCAGUUAACUCACCGGUGGGUCAGACAAGCCUCGACGAAAACCGCUUCCAGUCCGUCGAAGAGAACGGCCGGACCUUGACUGUGCUGGAGUCUGCCGCUUCAGCUCCAUCCACCUCGGUGCCGUCGCCUCUGCCAUUGAACAUGGACUUCAGUAAACCAGUAUCAUACCACGUGCUUCUGGAGGCGGCGUUGAACAGAAUCCGCGGUCUAACGGGUAUCAACAAUCAGAUCAACGAGACCUUGUUCAAUCAGAAUCAGGAAGCCGGCUCCAACUCCAUUCUACAGAGGAUGAUUCGAGGCUACAGGAGGUUGGAGCAGCUGCGACAGUUCGGCAGAGGAGCGAUUUUGGGCAACAGUACCAAUAGGGAGCCACAUGUAAGUUGGACAUACAUACGCUUCUUAUUAGUUCAAAUGUUGUAGUUGGCAUAUUAUAGUUAGAAAUGGCAUUACAAAUAGGACGAGUUAAUAAAUGCCACUUUUAAAUAGUUUAAUGUACCAAAAACUUUAAAGUGUUUGUGUUUUCAGCAGCUGGUUGAAGGAAAUUACCUCGAUGACAUGGAUUAUAUACGAAAUGACCUGCCGUUGGUGUUACAGAUGAUCGAUGACUACUUCUAUCCUAUCGCCAACUUUUCUCUAGAUGUUAAGGUAAGAUACGAUUGGAAAUUAUGGUAAAAUACUCACUUUUGUCUCAAAACUAAUUUUUAAUAUAUCAUUUCAACUUAUAUAUUACCUAAAAUCUAUCUAAUUGUUACCUAAAAUAUCAUAAAAAUAGAUCCAAUAUUCGUUAAGCCUAACAUAUGACAAUAAACAUCUAAACAUAUCACACUUUUAGUGGGCAUUACUCCGCAACUUCUUCUGUCCCUUCGUGAUGGCCGAACGUGCCUUCCGCACGUCACGGUACAUUCCGGAAUCAGAAGAACAGUGGCUUCUGAUCAGUGCCGACAAAUACAUAAAUUACCGUGCCAUGGAACGAUUCUGUGAUGUUCCAAAUUGUAAAAUCGAACCAGCAAGACUAGCUCAGAUUGUGACUCCAACUAUGAGCAAGAUAUUAACCAUCUUGUUAAAGCCGAUGAGGAAGUUGAAGUUGAGCGAAGAGGAGUUCGUCGGGCUGACUGGACUGCUUUUCUGGAAUGACAGUAAGUUUUUGAGCUUUGAAAUGUAAGGUUAUUUUUAAAAAUGUAAAGAAUCGAUUUACACGCAAAAUAUUAUAUAAACUACGUCUAAAAUAACAUUAUUAACCAACCUAACUCAAUAUAAUUGUAGCCCUGACCUCGUUAUCCGAAGAAGAGACUCGCCAGGUAUUCCAAGUCCAAGAACAACUCAUCAGCGAGCUGUGUGGUGUCUGUGCCAGAAAUGCUCCACCAAACACGGACUCGACCAGUCGAAUGGGAGUUAUUGUCAACUUGGUACCGUUAUGUGUCAGGCUAGCCAAUGAAACCUCGAAUUGUUGUUCCUUGGUCAAUAUGACACACGCUUUCGACUUCGACCACUUCUUGACCGCUUUCAUGCCUCAGCUUAUCUAA